AUUGGUAGAUAAAAGUGAAUAUUCAAUAACCAAUUAGAGCAGUGUUUCGUCAUCAUGUGGACGUUUAGUUGCUUAAUUUUUAUUGGUAUUGUCGCGCUUGGAUCUGCAUUACCUGCAGGGUCCACUGCUCUCUUGGAGGAUGCCCAAGAAGGUGCCAGAUAUAGCCCCGCUACUGCUAAUGCGUAUCACCUCUUUAGUAGAGCGAAUCCGUCUCUCAGCCAACCUCUUCUGAAUAACAAUGCUGCACUACUACAGAAUAGCAACUACAGCAGCGAUAAGAAGACCGUAGUCCUGAUCCACGGCUGGAGGGACAAUGCUGUAUCUGACUUCAACACUGUGGUGGUUGCAGCUUACCUCGCAGCCGAAGACGUCAACGUCAUAGUGGUCGACUGGAGUGCAGGAGCUACUGCCAUCAACACCAACCUACUGGUCCGCAACACGGUGCUCUCUGCUGGGGCCGUCGCCAACUUUAUAGAAUGGCUGAACGAAGCCAGCGGCAGUACUCUGGAGCAGUACCACAUUAUCGGACAUGGCGUUGGUGGACACCAAGCUGCAAUGGUGUCUAGGAAUUUGGGAAGAGGUGUCGCUUAUCUUACCGGUUUGGAUCCCUCCCUCAUCGGCUGGGCAAACAACCUCCUACGAUUCCGUCCCAACGACGCAGUCUACACCGAAGUUAUUCACACCAACACCGGCGUAAACGGUUUCCUAGCUGACAUAGCUCAUGCGGACUUCUACCCUAACGGCGGUAUUUCCAUGCCUGGAUGCAAUUCCAACUCCUGCGACCACGAUAGGAGCUUCUUCUACUUCGCUGAGUCCCUUGGAACUGGUGGUUUCACUGGUCAGGAAUGUAUAAACUUCUACCUUGCUGUGGUGGGAGCAUGCAAUACUUUGCCAGGCCGCUUGGAAAUGGGCGGACUGGAACCGAAGACCGGGAGACGCGGUGUCUUUUGGCUUGAGACCAACGCAGCGCCACCAUUUUCCCAAGAUUAAUUAAAUCUUAAUUGAAUAAAGUAAACCAAGACACUUUC
Ostrinia furnacalis (Asian corn borer) is the source of this 1028-nucleotide messenger RNA. Its product is annotated as pancreatic lipase-related protein 2-like. Gene Ontology annotation, biological process: lipid catabolic process. The transcript has 6 exons. The record is from RefSeq and is a predicted model, not a curated record. Gene Ontology annotation, molecular function: lipase activity; serine hydrolase activity. Lineage: Eukaryota; Metazoa; Arthropoda; Insecta; Lepidoptera; Crambidae. Bases 55 to 990 code for a protein of 311 amino acids.